CGCCCCGUUCAGACCUAGCUAUUUCCUCCCCUGGGCGUCGGCAGCACCGGGACUACAGCAGACCGGAACUGGCAUGCGUGGCUCAGUGGUGACACAACAGGCCCGUUGGAUCGCUGGACGUCGAAGAAGCCUUCCAUUUCCCCGCCUGGGCAGCACCGCCAGUCUCAGUCUGUCCGCGAGGCAGACACCUCCAGGUGCUCCGCCCAUCACGAGAGCCCCCUCGCUGCGGGAUCUCUAUCCUCAUCGAUCCCAGUCCACGCUGUCCCCUCUGAGCGCGCGGCCCUUCUCCACUGCGUUCUCUCUUGCUCCCACCAGCUCUACCAUGGCCUCGUUCACUCCCCCUCAGGCUGCCCCGACGUGGACCCACUCUGCAGACGAUGUCCUGAGACUCACCAAGGAAGCCAUUGCGAACGAUACGACGGCACUUGACAAGGUCGCUGCUCUGAAGCCCGAAGACUGCAACUUCGAGACUGUCUUCCUUGCGCUGGCUGAGGCAGAGACCGCGAUAGAUGCGGCCGUCGAACCUCUGUCCUUCUACCAGAACGUUUCUCCGUCCAAGGAACUCCGUGAUGCCUCGAACGAAGCAGAGGUGCUCGUCCGCGACUACGGGGUUGACGCCUCCAUGCGACUGGACGUGUUCCAAGCCAAGCUUGCUGCUGAGAAGAACAUCAAAGCAAGUGGGCAGAAACUCGAUGCAGAGGAACAGCGUUUGGUGGACAAGAUGCUCCUGGACGGGAAGCGCGCCGGACUUGCGUUGCCCGAGGCGCAACGCGAUGAGCUGAUGAAGCUCAAAAAGGAACUCAGCCAGGCGUCUCUGGAGUUCAGCAAAAACUUCAACGAGGAGAAUAGUACGGUGACAUUCACCAUAGAGCAGUUGAAAGGCGUGCCUGCGGACGUCACAUCUGGCUAUACGAAGCGCACCGAUGGAGGAAAGGAAGUAUACGACGUAACAAUGAAAACGCCAGAUAUCUUCCCUAUCUUCAGGAUGGCCGAGAACCCAGAGACCCGCCGGCUAGCCUCAGAAGCCUACGACCGCAGGCUGGAGAUCAACGCGCCCCUACUUGACAAGAUGCUCGGUCUGCGCCGCAAGAUCGCUAGCAUACUGGGCUACCCGACCUGGGCAGACUACAUCACCGAGGUCAAGAUGGCGAAGGACUCAAAGACGGUCAUCGAGUUCCUAGACGACCUCGAGCAGAAGCUCCGCCCGAUCGGCGCGCGCGAGCGCGUGACGCUGCUUGCGCUCAAGCAGGAGGAGCACGCCGCGAAGGGCUACCCGUUCGACGGCGAGCUCUACAUGAGCGACUUCUGGUACUACUCGCGCCGCCUGCUCGAGCGCGAGCUCGAGCUCGACGACCAGAAGGUCAAGGAGCACUUCCCCGUCAACAAGGUCGUCCCCGCGAUCCUCGAGAUCUACCAGCAGCUGCUGGGCGUGCAGUUCGUCGAGGUCAAGAGCGAGACGCUGUGGCACCCUGACGUGCAGCAAUUCGCGGUAUGGGAGAAUGGUGCGAAGGACGAGUCUGGUUUUGUCGGCUACUGCUACCUCGACCUCUUCCCGCGCGAGGCGAAGUACUCGCAUGCCGCGGUCUGGCCGCUGCUCCCCGGGUACACCCGCCGCGACGGCAAGCGCUCCUACCCGCUCGCCGCGAUGGUCGCGAACCUCGCGAAGCCGACGCCGACGACGCCCGCACUAAUGCAGCACAGCGACGUCGUGACGUUCUUCCAUGAGAUGGGCCACGUCUUCCACGGGUUGCUCAGCAAGACACGGUUCGCGCGGUUCCAUGGCACUGCGGUCGCGAGGGACUUCGUCGAGGCGCCUUCGCAGAUGUUGGAGAAUUGGUGCUUCGAGCCCCCGGUCCUGGAGAAGAUGUCGAGCCACUACGAGACGAAGAAGCCGCUCCCUCGCGACCUCAUCGACAAGAUCAUCAAAAGUCGAUACGUCAACGUCGGUCUGUACUACCUCCGCCAAGUCUUCUUCGCAAAGUUCGACAUCAAGGUGCACACGGAUAAAGAGGCCACCGACUACACCGCGCUGUGGAAUGACCUCCGCGAGGCGAUCACGACCGUCAAAUUCAAGCAGCGCGCGGCCGGGCAGGGCUCGUUCAACCACAUCGCCGGCGGAUACGACGCGGGCUACUACGGCUACACGUACUCGCUCGUCUUCGCAGCCGACAUGUACGCCACCGUCUUCAAGCCGGACCCCCUCGACCCCGCCCGCGGCGCCAAGUACCGGGACGCGAUCCUCCGCCCUGGAGGCAGCAGAGAAGAGGACGACUCGCUCAAGGAGUUCCUCGGGCGGCCACCCAACUCAGAGGCGUUCGUCCGCGAGCUCUUCGGGCACACGGGGUCUGCCGGGUCCAACCUCUAGUCCCCUCUCGUCUCACCCUCGUCAAGUCGAUACGCACUGUUUCUCGCCCCCACGCAUGUUCCGCACCUGCCCGCUCUGCAUUGUCUUACCGCAUGUAUCCGCUUCCUGCUCCCAUAUCCACACACCAUUCACAUCAAAUAUGCGCACGAAGUUUGCGGAUCUUUUCUAUGAUAUCUCCUCAGGGUCUCGCACUCUGAGGCUGACAGGUCUGUGAAGUUCAGAACCUGUGGACAAACGAAGUCCCGGAUCGUUCCGAUGAAUCGCACGACGUCGCUGCGGUUCUCGCUGACUAUCAUUGCAGUCACAGAAGCUCUCGGUAUCUGAGUAUAACUUACAAGUGCCAGUCCUGAGUCACCUGGGGUCUGUAUGUACGUCUGAUUUAUC
This is a messenger RNA of Rhodofomes roseus, 2749 nucleotides long. RefSeq names its product Metalloprotease. The record is from RefSeq and is a predicted model, not a curated record. Gene Ontology annotation, molecular function: metalloendopeptidase activity. The transcript is spliced from 15 exons. Gene Ontology annotation, biological process: proteolysis; peptide metabolic process. Lineage: Eukaryota; Fungi; Basidiomycota; Agaricomycetes; Polyporales; Fomitopsidaceae. The coding region runs from base 74 to 2365 and encodes 763 amino acids. Gene Ontology annotation, cellular component: mitochondrial intermembrane space.